Molecule: messenger RNA, 582 nt
Organism: Neoarius graeffei (lesser salmon catfish)
Lineage: Eukaryota; Metazoa; Chordata; Actinopteri; Siluriformes; Ariidae
Gene: sf3b5
Product: splicing factor 3b, subunit 5
Exons: 2
Coding region: 120-380 (86 amino acids)
Biological process (GO): mRNA splicing, via spliceosome
Cellular component (GO): U2 snRNP; precatalytic spliceosome
Source: RefSeq, a predicted model, not a curated record
AGAGGUUACUUCCGCUUUGCAUUUCGUCCAUCUGCUUUCUUUGUUGCAACGGAAUUAUUUUUUGGACCAAAAAAAAAAAUCUUGAAAUAAGUGGCUUCACACCUGACCUAUAAACAAAGAUGACGGACCGUUACAACAUCCACAGCCAGCUGGAGCAUCUGCAGUCGAAAUACAUUGGCACAGGACACGCAGACACCACCAAAUGGGAAUGGCUGGUGAACCAACACAGAGACUCGUAUUGCUCCUACAUGGGUCACUUCGACCUCCUCAAUUACUUCUCCAUCGCUGAGAAUGAGAGCAAGGCUCGUGUGCGCUUUAACUUGAUGGAGAAAAUGCUGCAGCCUUGCGGACCUCCUGCUGACAAACCUGAGGAUGCCUAGGAUGAAACAAUGCUCAAAGAGAACUUUAACCUUUUAUGUUUAUCGGGGUCAAGUUAGAAUGAGACUUUUUAAAGGUUUUUUUUGUUGUUUUUUCAAUUAACUAAAUGAAUUUUGAUAUUUCUGCCAUUUUUGUCUGUGACUCAUAAUUGUGUUUGAAGAAAAUAAAAUUGGAGAAAGUGUCCACUCUUUCCCCCACCAUAAA